Messenger RNA from Etheostoma spectabile (orangethroat darter), 968 nucleotides. It is a transcript of the gene gpx7, whose product is annotated as glutathione peroxidase 7. The record is from RefSeq and is a predicted model, not a curated record. The coding region runs from base 83 to 640 and encodes 185 amino acids. Gene Ontology annotation, biological process: response to oxidative stress. Lineage: Eukaryota; Metazoa; Chordata; Actinopteri; Perciformes; Percidae. The transcript has 3 exons. Gene Ontology annotation, molecular function: glutathione peroxidase activity.
UAACUUGACGGUCGUCCCGGAGAGGAGGUCCCGGGAGUUAGAGGAACUUCCCAGCUGUUGCGUUGGCAGUCGGACCGUGAAGAUGCUUCCCAGAGCGCUCGCGGUGUUAAUCACUGUAUUCAGCCUCACGGAGAGCAAACAGAAAGACUUGUAUACUUUUAAAGUAGUGAACAGCAGGGGGAAGUUAGUGUCCCUGGAAAAAUACCGGGGUUCGGUGUCCCUGGUGGUGAACGUAGCCAGUGAAUGUGGCUUCACCGAGGACCACUACAAAGACCUGCAGCAGCUCCAGAGGAACUUCGGGCCGUACCACUUCAACGUGCUGGCCUUCCCCUGCAACCAGUUUGGGCAGCAGGAGCCCGGCAGCGACAAGGAGAUCGACAGCUUUGUGCGCAGAGUCUACGGCGUCUCCUUCCCUCUGUUCAGUAAAAUCGCCGUCGUCGGAACCGGAGUCAACAACGUCUACAAGUACCUUGUUGAGUCUUCUGGAAAGGAGCCUGACUGGAAUUUCUGGAAGUAUCUCAUCGACGUAAACGGCAAAGUGGUGGAUGCAUGGGGCCCGAAGGUUUCUGUCAAAGAAAUCCAACCCAAAAUAGCUGACAUGGUGCGGCAGAUCAUCCUAAAGAAGAAAGAAGAGCUUUAACCCCCGUUAAAAAGACCCCUUAGUGUUAGGGUUAGAUUUAAAGUCACUGCUACGUAACCCAAUGAAGAGAUCAACUGAAUCCAUUUAUUGUGUUUGGACAAUCAGACUUUGUUAGAAUAAACCAUUAAAUCCACGUCUCAUAGCGAAAGCAAGUGUCUCUCUGAAAGCACUGAUGACACACCACUAGCUUUUUAAAUUCAAUGUUAAGUUUAUUAUCAGGUGGAUGAGAUUUGAAACCUUUAAGCCAAAGAGCUCCGGUCUUCCGUCAUGUGAUUGUUUUUUUAUUCAUUGUGAUUUGUGGAAUAAACCUUUACUGUGAUGAGAGUGA